Molecule: messenger RNA, 3528 nt
Organism: Gymnodraco acuticeps
Lineage: Eukaryota; Metazoa; Chordata; Actinopteri; Perciformes; Bathydraconidae
Product: chloride anion exchanger-like
Exons: 21
Coding region: 306-2558 (750 amino acids)
Biological process (GO): transmembrane transport
Cellular component (GO): membrane
Molecular function (GO): bicarbonate transmembrane transporter activity; chloride transmembrane transporter activity; oxalate transmembrane transporter activity
Source: RefSeq, a predicted model, not a curated record
UAUCUUCCAAAUGCUCUUUGGGGGCGGAAAAGUCUCAGCUGAAAGUUGCAGGUUCCAGAUAUCAGUACGAACAAUGGUCCAAAGGAUAAGGCAGGAUUUAUCAACAGGAGCUUCAUAAUUGCUGUUAAUAAUUACAGUCGUGAUAAGAGGCGGCAGAGGUGGCAUUUCUUGAUGGAAAAGCUGUCUGAGGGGCCAUUUGAACUCCAGGAGCAAGAGGAGGAAGAAGAGAAAGUGGAGAGUGUGGAUUUGAGACAGAUUAGGACAUUUUCAGAUCCCCAGAGGGACGAGGCAGCAGAGAGGACACGAUGCGUCCUGGAGCUCAGCAGUACGUGGUGGCCCGGCAGCUUUACUCCGAGGACUCCUUCACCGAGAACCAUGAGAAGGUUUACCGCCACAGAAAGACCAUGUUGGACCACUUCAAGCAGUACUUAACAUGUGAUGCCAAACGAGCCAAGAAUGCUGCUCUCUCUCUGCUGCCCAUCAUCAGCUGGAUGAAAAUCUACCAAAUCAAAAAGUGGCUGAUCAGUGACAUCGUGUCUGGAGUCAGCACCGGCCUGGUAGCUGUCCUUCAAGGUCUGGCGUAUUGUCUGCUGGCCUCUUUGCCGCCCUGGUAUGGACUUUUCUCCGCCUUCUUUCCCGUCAUCAUUUACUUUUUCCUGGGCACCUCCAGACACAUCUCAGUGGGUCCGUUCCCGGUGUUGUGUCUGAUGAUCGGAUCAGUCGUCACCCGGCUGGUUCCAGAUGUCGGUCCGCCUGCAAACAUCACGGGGUUUGAAGGCCUGUCGAUGGACGAUCAGAGGGUCCUGGUGGCCUCUUCUUUGACCUUCCUCGUCGGCAUCAUGCAGCUGGCGAUGGGUGUCAUGCAGGUUGGUUUUGUUGUGAUGUACCUGUCCGAUACUCUGGUGUCCGGCUUCACCACAGCCGCUGCCGUCCACAUCCUGGUGUCCCAGCUCAAGUUCAUUUUGGGAUUAACGGUUCCUGGCAUCAGCGGACCUCUCUCUCUCAUAUAUACGCUGGAAAUCAUAUUUAACAAGAUCACCUCCACCAAUGUGUGUGACGUGGUGAUCUCCUUGGUGAUCAUGGUGGUGGUGUUCAUCGUGAAGGAGCUGAACGACAGAUUGAAAUCCAAGUUGCCGUUUCCCAUCCCUAUAGAAGUUAUCAUGACGGUCAUCGCAUGUGGAGUUUCAUACGCGUUUGACUUCAAGACAAGAUUUGGCAUUGAAGUUGUCGGCUUUAUUCCACAAGGGUACGAGCCUCCGAUGGCCCCAGACCUGGACAUCUUCCAGGAGACGGCAGUUGAAGCUUUUCCAAUGGCCAUCGUGGGAUUCGCUGUUGCCUUCUCCGUGGCAAAAGUGUAUUCUGUAAAACAUGACUACACCAUAGAUGGAAACCAGGAGCUGAUCGCUUUCGGAGCCAGCAACAUCUUCGGAGCUUCUUUCAAGUCUUUUGCUGCGAGUACAGCUCUGUCCAGGAGCGCAGUGCAGGAGAGCACAGGCGGCAAAACACAGAUAGCAGGUUUACUGUCAGCUAUUAUCGUGAUGAUCGUCACAUUGGCCGUUGGUUUUCUCCUAGAGCCGCUCCCAAAGUCUGUGCUUGGAGCUGUGGUCAUCGUCAACCUGAAGGGCAUGUUGAUGCAGGUUAGAGACGUCCCUUACCUGUGGAGGAGGGACAAACCAGACUGUGUGGUGUGGUUAGCUACCUGUAUUGCAUCCAUCUUUUUGGGGCUGGACCUCGGGUUGGCUGUAGGUCUCGGGGUGGAGCUGAUCAGCGUGGUGCUCAGGGCUCAGUUCCCUCGCUGCAGUGUGCUGGCAAACAUCAAAGGAACUGAUAUCUACAGAGACAGAAAGGACUAUAUUGAUAUAUAUGAGCCGGAGGGAGUGAAGAUCUUCAGGAUACCGUCACCAAUCUUUUUUGCCAACAUUGACUUCUUCAGGACCAAAUUAGUGGAAGCUGUUGGAUUUAACCCGUUGAGAGUGUUGCGAAAGAGAAACAAAGCGGUGAGGAUGAUCCGGAAGCUUCUUAAGAAGGGAGACCUUCAGUGGACAUCAAAAGGCUUCACAAAUGCGUCCUGUAGACCCCUCAAAGAGUCGGAGGAUGAGAGCAACAUUGAGGAGUUGGACCUGCCGACCGACUUUAAGGAUCUUCCCACUCGGAUCGACUGGAACGCCGAUCUUCCCGCAAACAUCAGCGUUCCCAGAGUGGAUCUCCACAGCCUGAUCCUGGACUUCGCUGCUGUCUCCUUCCUGGACAUCUCCGCUCUGAAGGGACUCAAAACGACGCUGAAAGAGCUGAUUCGGGUUGAAGUCGAGAUCUACAUUGUGGCUUGUGAUACUUACAUCCUUCAGAAACUCCACGACUGUUCCUUCUUUGAUGAUGAAGUUCUCCCGUCGAUGUUCUUCCUGACGCUGCAUGACGCCAUGCUGCACAUCCUCCAGAAACAUCCAGAGUCCACGGAAGAGAAGUCUCACUACGACAAGAUAAUAACAUCAGUCACAAUUCAUCACCCUGGAGGCAGCUUGAGGAGCAGAGAUCGACACGCUCCAGAGACCAAGUUCUAACUUCUGAACGAGAAGAGGAUUCCUUGGAGAAAACACCAACAAAAAAAAGACCAAAGAGUAAAUGUUUUACAAAUCAAGCUGUACAAAACACUGAUGUAACGACACACUGUCUUUGACGUUAUACCUUCGAUGAUCUGAGUUUACAUAUACAGUGUUUACUGUAGUGUAGGAAAACUAAUUUCAUGGUAUUGAUGGUUUUUUUAUACUGUAUAGUGAAUUUGUAGAAAAUGUAGGUGCAAUAUAUAUGUUUUUUAGUAUUUCCUUGAUAAUGAGAAUGAACUGACUUCUCGGCACACGGGGAGCAAAGCAAUGUGAAAAAGUGAAUGAAUGUGCAGCGACUAAAUAUUGUAUCUCUCUAAAUUAUCCCAAUCAAUGUUUCUGUGUGUGUUUUGUAAAAUAUUAAUUCCCCAAAUGUCCACCUUGUUUUGGGAGCUACCCUGAUACUGUUCAAAGAUACAGUACAUUUACUCAAGUCCUGUACUUAAGUAUAAUUUUGGGGGUACUUGUACUUUGAGUAUUUCCAUUUUUUGCUACUUCUACUCUACUACAUGUAUUUGACACUUGUCACUUUGUACAUGAAUAACAUGUUGUUGUACUUAUAUGAUAUACAUUUCCUACUGCUGUUCUACACAACAUGUGCUCUAUAAUGACGAGUUAUAUCUCAUCUUAUAAUCAUACAAAAAGUCUUUCUGACAAUGAGUACUUUUACUUUCGGUACAUUUAGCUGAUUAUACUUCUAUACUUUUACUUAAGUAGAGGAUUCAAGUACUUUUUUCCCACUAGUACACAGUAAUAUAAUACAAAACACAACAUUGACCUUAUAUCACCUCCACAAAGUUUCAACACUUUUUUUAAAUAUAGGUAACCAACCUCAAGUGUCUCUUGCCUUCAUAAUGAUUAUGGAUUCAAUGAACUUACCCAACAGAAACAUACUUAAAGAGGCCCUAUUCUGCUUUUUGGAGAUUUCCCU